UCUUUCCCGUCUUUGCUGAUCUGGUAUAGACCAGAGCUCAGGAGUAUAAAUCUGUCUAUAAGAGAAGAAUAGUUAUAAUUCCGAAUAUUUACUUUUAUUCACGUUUAAUUGAAUCAUGCCUUAUUAUCAGACCUGGGAAGAGUUUGCUCGAGCAGCAGAAAAACUCUAUCUGACGGAUCCGAUGAAGGUCCGAGUUGUGUUGAAAUAUCGCCACUGUGACGGGAACCUCUGUAUGAAAGUCACAGAUAACGCUGUGUGUUUGCAGUACAAGACCGAUCAGGCACAGGACGUGAAGAAGAUCGAGAAGCUGCACGGAAAGCUGAUGAGGCUGAUGGUGUCCAAGGAGUCCCACAGUGGAGCCAUGGAGACAGACUGAGGGACAGUGUAGACUGUUGGACAUUGGUGCUGUGCCUGCUCCUCUCACACUCAUCUGGAGAACAUGAGCCUGAAGAUUCUGUAUUUGGAGGGCUGAGAAGUUUGGUAGACGAAAGUGAAAAUUAUGUCCCCCAUCACACAGGAAUCUCCCCUUGAAGAGCUGAUAUUUAUUCUCGGAUUCAGCAUGGACUUUUAUUUUAUGAUUAACCAGUAUUCUGGACAUAAUGGGCUAGGGGUUUUUUGUUUGGUUGGUUGUUGUUUUUUUUUUUUUUUUAAUAAUCACAAAAUUAGACCAGGUGGUUAAAUGCAUGUGAAAGCUAUGUGUGGUCUGAGCCCACAAUCUGUUCUGUAAUGAUAGAACAAUGAGCUAAAACAAUGCCUUAUUAAUUCUUUUAUUAACCCCCCCAAGCAUCUUAAAAUUAUCUUCUUUAGAAGGGAUAGCUUUUGUUUAAGUUUAGCAUGAAUAAACAAAUUUGAACAA
This is a messenger RNA of Neoarius graeffei (lesser salmon catfish), 856 nucleotides long. It is a transcript of the gene srp9, whose product is annotated as signal recognition particle 9. Lineage: Eukaryota; Metazoa; Chordata; Actinopteri; Siluriformes; Ariidae. Gene Ontology annotation, cellular component: signal recognition particle, endoplasmic reticulum targeting. Gene Ontology annotation, biological process: SRP-dependent cotranslational protein targeting to membrane; negative regulation of translational elongation. Gene Ontology annotation, molecular function: 7S RNA binding. The coding region runs from base 116 to 376 and encodes 86 amino acids. The transcript has 3 exons. The record is from RefSeq and is a predicted model, not a curated record.